Molecule: messenger RNA, 1242 nt
Organism: Brassica napus (rape)
Lineage: Eukaryota; Viridiplantae; Streptophyta; Magnoliopsida; Brassicales; Brassicaceae
Exons: 2
Coding region: 1-1242 (413 amino acids)
Source: RefSeq, a predicted model, not a curated record
AUGUCUUCCUCCCCAAGUGAAAAGAAAAGCUCCGACGUCGAGAUGGGUGAGGCCAACUCGGCACUUCCAACUCUGGCCAUGGACGAAGCUACUCCAACCUUCAUCGCCGGGUUUCUUUCUUUCAAAGAGAGACUGUCCAGACGCAGUGCCGGGAAGGAAGGGGGUCGGAUUCAGCCUGAGGUGCCAGCUAUCCUUUCUUCGCCUGCGAUGUCGACCUCGGCUAGAGGAAACAAGUCCCCUGGUGAUGCCACGCCCCUCGCAGAAUCGGCCAUGGUUCCUGUUCAAGUUCCAGAGGUCUCGGCUCAACCCUCGGGCUCUUCGACCACACCAGUCCCAGCUCCUAAGGAGGAGAAGGCGACGGAGUUGAUGCCUCCACCUUUGGAUAGGAAGGAGAUCGUCCUAGGGCUUCCCGCGUCCAGUGCUGCUCCUUUGACCAAAAGCCGCAAGAGGACUGGCGCUGCGACCGAGACCGUCAAGAAGAGGAGAUGUACCGUUGGCGUGGAAAGGGAGCCCUCGGGACCUUUGUCGCAACAUCGUACCAAGUUUGUAUCCAUGAUUGACGGGAUGCUCAGCGACUGCGGAUCAGAGAUAGAGCGUUCGACAAGGGGCCUGGCUGAAUCGCGAGAGGCGUUGAAACAAGCCGAGGCCGCAUUGAAAUCUACUGAAGCCGCUCGUGCUGCUGAGCUCUCUCAGCUGGAGGUUCGGGUCAGCGAUCUCGAGCGAGACCUCGGAAAGUCGGCGAAUGCAUUGUUCAAGCUGAAGAAAGAGAAGAAAAGCAAGGCUUCCGAAGUCCGUCGUCUCCAGCGUGAAAUUCAGAACCGAGAAGAGUCGAGGACUGUUGUUUCGAGGGAUGAUUUUUACGCUCGCCUGACGAGGAUGGCUGUUCUGUUUGAUUCCCUCAUGGCGGUCCAUGAGAAGGACCCGGCUCUGGCUAGCGUCGAGGGAAGCCUGAACAAGAUCCACCUGCUUAAAUGCGACAUGGUUCCGACUCUGGACUCCGAAGAAACCAGGCUGUUGUCUCGCAAGGAGGAAUUGAAGGCUUCUGACGGGGACUUCGACUCGAUCCUCUCUCAGCUGCAGUUCGAGUGCACCCUCACGCCGUGUUCGGGAGAGAUCGAGGGGCAUGGCCCCGUGGCUGAAGAAAGUGGAGAUGUUGCGAGUGGGAGAGGAAACGACGAAGCGGCCGAGGGAGGCAAGGGCUGUGAGCUUGAGGAUGAUGGUAGUGCUCCGAGGAGUGCUUAG